AUGGGCGUCUUUGAUGAAGAUGCAUCAACAUGUCCUGUCAUAGCUUCGGGUUUCGUUAACUCCAAGGAAGGGACUUGGGAGCCAAGAAAAGCGCCCAAUGUUUCUGUUUGUAAGUAUUCAAAUUCUCUCUUGGGAUUCUCAUCUCUUCCGUCAUUUAUAUCACUUCCCUUCUCAAUUCUUCCACCCCAAUCCAUCCGCCUUCUCUUCCGAUCAACUCUGAAAAUCAACACCAUGUGGUUGAGACCAUUACUGUUUGGCUCGCUUUCAAGACAAGUGACGGCAAUGGCGGUUCAUCCGGCGGCCACCAUAACCACCAUACUCCAUUACAGUCGUCUCCUCCCUCGGGAUCUCGCCGUUGAUUUAGAGAGACACCGAUUCAUCCGCCAUGAGUUAAUCGAUCAGCAUGACUUCCUGUUCAAUUUCAUUGUUACCAUUCUGACAUGCUUCUGGUAG
This is a messenger RNA of Lactuca virosa, 453 nucleotides long. Lineage: Eukaryota; Viridiplantae; Streptophyta; Magnoliopsida; Asterales; Asteraceae. The record is from the annotation of a GenBank genome assembly.